AGCUUGAACAAAAAACAAUCUCCGGCGUUUGAGAUUCUUCCGAGGGGAUCUUAGAAUUUUUCCGGCGCUGGAAUUAAUUCCGAUCCAAUAAAAAUACGAUGACGGAGAGCAAUUGGCGGCGAAGAGAGCUUGCAUUUCUGAUUGUUUAUGCCGUUGCCUUCUACGCUUUUGUCAUCCGUCGCUCUCUCCAACUCUCCCAUGAUUACUAUACCAAGCUUUAUGGUUUACGUCCUGGCUGGAUCGCUAAUCGCCUAAAUGAUGCCUCUGAUGCCCAGUGGAGGAACUUUCGAGGGAAUCUACAAAUUCUUACUGUAGUUUUUGGAAUUUUUACACUUGUAGCUAAUGUAUUGAGAACCUACUGUUGUUUAAGGGCGAAAGGCAUGGCAUAUGUUUGGCUCCUAAUUUCUUUGGCAUACUUGUCAUAUCUACACGGAGCUUGCAUCAUAUUUAUUCUCACCAUUGCUUCAGCCAAUUUUUUGCUUGUCAAGAUAUUUGGCAGGACAAAAUAUUUCUCGUACUUGCUUUGGACUUUCAAUUUAUCAUUUCUGGUCUGUAAUCGUGUAUAUGGAGGAUAUCAAUUCUCCAGUUUUGGGCAACAUUGGGCUUUCCUGGACAACUUUCGUGGUACCUUUAGAUGGCAUAUCUGCUUUAACUUUGUUGUAUUGCGCAUGAUAAGCUAUGGUUAUGACUACCACUGGAUGGACCAAAAUAAUCGAUUUGAUCAAGAGAAGCACAUCCAACGUUGCAGUACUUGUACAUCCGGAAAGAUAUGCUAUAUGUCAUUACAGGAGAGAAGUGUACAGAAUGACAAAUUCUCUUUUGCUGUGUACUUGUGUUAUCUGGUGUAUGCACCUCUUUAUAUUGCUGGACCAAUUAUUAGCUUUAAUGCAUUUGCUUCACAGUUGGAUACUCCUCAAAAGAAUUACUCAUCUAAACAAGUGGUAUGGUAUGGAUUCCGGUGGAUUCUAAGCCUUUUCCUGAUGGAACUAAUGACACAUUUCUUUUACUACAAUGCUUUUGCCAUCAGUGGUGUGUGGAAACAGUUAACUCCUAUGGACAACUUUAUCAUUGGUUACGGGGUCCUUAACUUCAUGUGGCUGAAAUUCUUUCUCCUGUGGCGAUAUUUUCGAUUCUGGUCACUGAUCAGUGGCAUUGAGGCCCCUGAGAAUAUGCCAAGGUGCUUAAAUAAUUGUUACAAUCUUGAGACUUUUUGGAAAAAUUGGCAUGCUUCCUACAACAAAUGGCUUGUGAGGUAUAUGUAUAUUCCCCUUGGAGGUGCUCAAAGAAAGCUGCUAAAUGUUUGGGUUGUCUUCACGUUUGUAGCCAUAUGGCAUGAUUUAGAGUGGAAACUUCUUUCCUGGGCAUGGUUGACUUGUCUAUUCUUCAUACCAGAGAUUCUUGUUAAGUCAGCAGCUAACACUUUUAAGGUGCAGAGUGUUUUUGAGGAAUUCUUGUUACGCGAACUUAAUGCAGUUGCUGGUGCUGUUACCAUCACUUGUCUCAUGGUGGCGAAUCUUGUUGGAUUUGUCAUUGGGCCAUCAGGCAUUAAUUGGUUGAUUUCUGGGUUUCUCUGUAAAGAAGGAUUACCUACAGUUGGUGGCAUGCUCAUUAGCUUCUAUAUUGGGACCAAGCUUAUGUUCCACAUCUCUGAUUCUCAGCAAAAGCGGCUUAAAAAGUCGACAAUGUAAAGGUUAAAUUCUUGCCCAUGAUAAAAUUUCUGAUGUUCUACUGCCAAAUGUUGGUAUCAAAGUUUGGUUUCUCUGGGAAGGGGAGUUUUAGGUAGAGAGAAGCUGGGAAGGGUUGUCGGGCCAUCAUUGUGAGAAGUCAGUAACCUAGCACUGUGAAAGAACAUUCCCUGGUCUAUUCAUCAUGAAGGCGAACAAACUCUUCCUAGUGUUAUAGCAGAUGAUAACUACCUUGUACGAGAUGUCUUUACAGUUGACGCUUUUUGGUGUCUGAAAGCUGAUUAGACAAAGCUGUUUGCCUGCCUUGAUGUUGUCCGGUCGAUAUUAUAUUGACCAGUUCCAUUCUGCUUGUACUUGGAUAGAAACGUGAGCCUUCGCAUCCUACUGUAUUUUAUUGGGGUCGGUUCACAUUUAUACUAAUCUGUCCAGGUUUUUUUUGGGUUU
Molecule: messenger RNA, 2129 nt
Organism: Coffea eugenioides
Lineage: Eukaryota; Viridiplantae; Streptophyta; Magnoliopsida; Gentianales; Rubiaceae
Product: putative membrane-bound O-acyltransferase C24H6.01c
Exons: 19
Coding region: 99-1688 (529 amino acids)
Cellular component (GO): endoplasmic reticulum
Molecular function (GO): acyltransferase activity
Source: RefSeq, a predicted model, not a curated record